AUGGAAAAGUAUAAAGAACUCGAUAAUCAGAUAAUUAAUCACAAACUUUUUGAAAAGUAUUGUCAGUCUCAAAAUUAUUAUUACACACGAGAUAUUAAUGAUAUUUUAAGUGAUGCUACUACAAAAUGUGUAAUCAAAUAUAAAGAUUGUAAUUUUUAUGAUGAAUAAGUAUAAUGAUAUCUUUAUUUAGGAUGAAUACCUUAAACGAAUAUACAAAAUAGAUGAAUAUCCUUCUAAAAUUUAAUUACUAGCUGAAUAUUAUAAAGUAUUCUUUAAAAUAAUAAUGAUUUAGUUUCAUAAUGAUAUUGCAAGAAUGUUUUAAGAACCUGUAGCAUCAAUAUUAAAUAAAUAUUAUGAUAAAAAGAGGAAAUAUGAAUAUUAUAGAAUAGCUAAACUUAUUGAAGAUGAGAAUAAGAAAAAUCCUCAUAAACCACCAAAAGGAAUUGUUGGAGAUAAACCAUCUCCUUUAAACUCUUAAGAAUCUCAUUAAAACAAUGAUUAAGAAUAAAAUGAAUCAAAUCUAGAAAAUAUCUAAAUAUUAAAAGAAUUAAGUUGUUUAAAUUAAUUAUAACAAGUAUUUUGUUAUUUUUAUUUUCUAGUAAAUUGAUAAACCAGUUAAGAUUAGAUUAGAUGCAUCCUAAACUUUAAAUGAAAUUUGUAAAUAAAUAGGUAAUUGUGAUGAAUAAUCUUCACUAUUUAUACAAUAAAUUGCAAAAACAGAAGAAAUUAAAUUAGAAAACUUUCUCUCAUAUUUAAACAAAAAAUAACUAAGUACAAAUAAAUCUACUAAUUAACCUUCUGAUCAAUUGAUCUAAUCAUUAUUAUAACUAUAAUAACAACCAAAAAACUACACUAAUAAUUACAAAAAAAUUGAAAUCAAUCAUUUAAUUAAAACUUAAACUAAUGAAAUUCUUAAUAAUAACAGAAAUUAUACAUUUGUUAAAAAUUAAUUAGAUUAUCUUAAGAAAAAAUAAGAUAAAAAUAAAAUAUCUAUUGAUGAAAUGGCUACUAAAAUUGAUAGUAAAUUAAGCGAAUCUUUGAAAUAAAAACCAAAAAAUUAAUUAAUAACAAAUAAAAUUAAUUAUUAAAAUACAUCACCUACAACUUAAAAUAAACCAAAAAUCACAAUAGGAUCAUUUACUCAUAUUAAGACUUAAUAAUCUCAAACUAAUCAUAAUAAAAAUUAUCUUGCUAAAUUAUUAAUUGACGAUGAUUAGGUUGUUUCUGAUAUAAAAUGGUAAAAUGGAGCUUUAACUCAUCGCCCUAUAUCUGAAACUUAAAAUUUUUUUAAUUCUGACAGAAAUAGUGCCUUUUUAAGAAAAUUGAAAUCAGAAAAUUUUAAAUUUUAAAAAGCAAAAACAUAACAUCAAUACAAUAAUCAUUUCAAUACAAAUACUUAGAGGAACAGCAAACCAAAAUCAAGAAAAACUACUUCCUAAAAUAUUCAUAUAAGACAAGCUUCAAAUUAAGAAAAAUUAAACACUUUUCAUAAUAAUGAUCUCAAUAAUCAUAAGUAUAAGAACUCUAGAAUAGUAUUUUAAGAGUUUAAAUAAUUUUAAGGACAUAAAAAACAUUUAUCUGAUAGUAAUCAAAAUGAAUAAUUAAAUGAUUUAGUAUGUUUAACUGAAAGAGGACCUAGUUUUGAAUUUCUAUUUAAAAACAAUCUUAAUUAAUAGAGCUCACCAAAGGGGCAUAAUUUUAAAAAAACGAAUAGUGGCCCCUUGAAUCCACCAAAACUAGGUAAUCCUUAUGAAAAAGGAACAUUAAUUUAGUAAAUGAUAAUCAAAGUAACAAAAAAAAACUAAAAAUAAUAAAUUAAUAAUAAUAACAAAAUAUCAUACAAACAUUCUUGA
Paramecium sonneborni is the source of this 1853-nucleotide messenger RNA. The record is from the annotation of a GenBank genome assembly. NCBI's taxonomy places the organism in Eukaryota, Ciliophora, Oligohymenophorea, Peniculida, Parameciidae.